This is a messenger RNA of Ogataea philodendri, 420 nucleotides long. RefSeq lists its product as uncharacterized. Lineage: Eukaryota; Fungi; Ascomycota; Pichiomycetes; Pichiales; Pichiaceae. The record is from RefSeq and is a predicted model, not a curated record. Bases 1 to 420 code for a protein of 139 amino acids. The transcript has 2 exons.
AUGUUCCACUUGAAGCCGGGUAUUGACUUCCAAGAAAUAAAAUUCACCCGUGGUGUCAUCGACCAAGAACUCAACUGUACCUGCAGACUUACUUUAAGACCCAUACCUCCUCCACCGGCUGUGGCCUUGAGGAUCACUGGGUACCCGAUUUUGUUGCAUGCUGAGAUCAAUUGGGCUGAAUCUGAAAUCAAGCUGGUUCCAGGAACAACCGGAACGUCAGCUUGUAUUGCCAGCUCUCUGGCCAUAUGUUUCAGACCGAAUUUUUCAACGGAAUCGGAGCUGGGACCAGCAAAAAGAAUCUUAUUUUUAGCUAGCUCAGCAGCAAAGUUGGAAUUCUCCGACAGAAAUCCGUACCCAGGAACAACCACAUCAAUCUUCUGGUCGACUGCAAGCUUUACAAUCUCGUCAAUGUUUGUAUAA